This is a messenger RNA of Annulohypoxylon truncatum, 804 nucleotides long. RefSeq lists its product as uncharacterized. Lineage: Eukaryota; Fungi; Ascomycota; Sordariomycetes; Xylariales; Hypoxylaceae. The record is from RefSeq and is a predicted model, not a curated record. Bases 1 to 804 code for a protein of 267 amino acids. The transcript has 3 exons.
AUGGCACCUCUAACUGACGAGGAAAUCUCGGAAUUCAUUGUACACGAGGUAAAGCCAACUACAAUACUCGUGCUCUUAACAAGUUGCCAGGGAACAUGGCCUGAUACAGGAUUUGGUGGUGUCCUCAAGAGAUCCUACCCAGGCGCCUACGGUCGAUACCAAGCCCUUUGCGCCGAACACGUUGACGUAGAUGGACGUCCCAACGACGAUCUAGCGGGAUCCUGUCAUAUAAUUCCACCCCUUUCUGUCGACCAUGUUAGCAAACCGGUUCCGCCCGUCUAUAUUGCUUGUAUAUUCUCCAGCUUCGGGGACGGUCAUCGAAAUUGGUUCGACAAGUCAAAGCCAGGCCGGAGCCCAAAAGCCUUGAUUCGAGCGCAGACCGCCAACGCUUUUCAACAAAUGAGACAGCAACUCAGGGAAAUGGUAUUAUAUCGUGCUCAGGAGGCAGGCCGCUUGGCUGUACCAGAGAAAAUAGAAGAGAUACCGCAGAAGCUGGACUGGAAGGAUACGGGCAAGAACGUGAAAGUUUGCUUGCAUAAAUUUAACGGCAAGGACUUUCAAAUGGAUUGGGAAGAGGUGGAGACUAUCAUUAAGAAUAACUUCUUCGACUGGGAAGGCGAGUGGCUUUUCCUCAAGAAGCGCUCUGAACAACACUCCAAACCCAGUCCCAGUCCCAGUUCUGGACACCGCUCUAGUCCGAGUCCUGUGCGGAGCUCUGGCCGUCAUUUCAGCCACCACUCUCCGCACCGCCCUAGCUACGCCUCUCGUAACACUGGACACAGCUCUAGCCACCAUCACAUGUAA